Mauremys reevesii (Reeves's turtle) is the source of this 1204-nucleotide messenger RNA. RefSeq names its product extensin-like. The coding region runs from base 179 to 1000 and encodes 273 amino acids. The record is from RefSeq and is a predicted model, not a curated record. NCBI's taxonomy places the organism in Eukaryota, Metazoa, Chordata, Testudines, Geoemydidae. The transcript is spliced from 3 exons.
ACUGGCCAUGGAAUCCGGAGCCCUUCACCACUAUCUCUAGUGCAAAUCCGGAUGAAGUGGGCAGUGACAGUCAGUGCCAUCCAAGGACUGUUUGUUGCCCAAGGUGAAACAAGUUGUUGAUGUCUGUCGGCUGGAACAAUCGCCCACCUGUAGCACCGCCCCUGGGUAUAAAUAAGGAAUGAAAUCAGCCCUGGCAGGGGACUGGCCUGCAUGCCCAGAGACUUGCCAGACAUUGUACAGCCUCAGGAGACAGAGCGAGCUGGGUACCGUGGAGAUACACGCAGGAACAUGUGGGCUGGUGACAGCACGGAUGGAGGCACAUCGACAAGUUUCCCACACUCCGCCAGCCGCUGCAAAUCUGGUAAUCGUUCCCAGCCGCACCUGGAGGAGUGAGCCCGGGCUGACAGGGCCGGGGAGGAAACCGGGGCUAUUUAUAAACGGAUGGGAACAGCUCCUGGUGCAGCAGCAGGCCCCCGGCCCAGCCGUCGACGAAGUCAUCCCAUCUCAGAUGCCCGACAUGCCGGAGCCAGUUGGUGAGACAGCCGCCCUGUCCCCAUUACAACAUGCUCUGUCGCCGAGCCAGCUACCGCCUCCCGUACGCGGCCCCCGGGCGCAAGCCAUUGCCAGGACAGCUGCCCCUUCUCCAAAGCGCCUCACGCCAGCGCCCGUUGCCGAGACAACCCCCCAACCCAACGGCCCCACUCUCCGGACGGCCGCCUGGGCGCCCAUGCUGGAGCUCGUCCUUGUGCCACCCCGAAUGCACCACGCCACAGAGCCCAGCAGGGAGACAGCUGCCCCGUCCCUUAUGCCCCACGCCAAGACGCCUGCCUCAUCCCCAAUUGCGAGGCACACUGGGGCAGAUCACAGGAAGGGAGGAAUUUUCCAUUGGGAGCAGUGGACACAACAUGAAGCUUCCGCCCCACUCAGAGCACCAGCUUUAGAGCUCUGCCCUGGGGCACUGCCAUUCUCACUGGCAGGGGAUGAGAAACCACCAGCGUGAAUGAAAGAAACGAGUUUAGGCCUUUCCCACUGUUCUCCCAUUUUCCUCUCCCGGCUCACCCAUUGAGUGACAGCAGAAAGCUUCUGGGCGAGGAAGACUAGAGCUCUGCAAUGAUUCAUGCCCCUGGGGCAUGUCGAAUGGCACAACUCUCCCCAGCCACGUGCAGAGGACACACAAAUACCCCAAUGGCCACAACAACAGAGA